UGCCGGAAAGUGUGAGCCCGAAUACGGGUGCUUUGAAAAAAAAAAUAACCUUCUUCAACGAAUUGAGCGGAACCAAAAUAUUCGUGAGAAAGCUCUCGCCAGCAGCGAUCGAAUAAGACUAUCCACAGCGCGGGGUUUUCGUUUUUGAGAAAGAUAUGGCUCCAUUACCAUCAAUGCAGAAGGCACUUCAUCCCACAAGAAUCGCCAUAUCUCGAUAACUACGGCGAACCCCGCGAAAAAAAUUGCAGAUUUGAAAAGCUCUCUUUCAGAAGUAUUUUACUGCGGCGGAAUCAUCCCCGAGCGUGGUGAAGAAGAACUUAAAAAAAAUCAGAACCAACAUUUUCAAAUUUUUCGCCCACAUCAGCCCCAACGGCUGCCACACAUGAAGAAUUCGCGGUCCACGCCCAUGGCUUUUAAGCUGCGCGACAAGCCUUUGGCGACCAUACUAGCAACCUUGGCUCAACGUGGUGGUGAGCUGGUCAGUGUGCGUCAGGAGAAGAGUCCAAAGAAGUAUCGUGUGGAACUGACGGCGCACGUGCAUGGAUCCGAACAGCGCUGGUGCAGCCCAUACAUCAAGUGUCCGAAAGGCAGAAACACGGGUCGCGACUGGGCGGCCGAGGACCGGUUUGCUGCUACCUGGCGGCCAUCCUUCUCUAGCGGCAACGUUCCCCACACUGAUGCAAGUGCAGGCGAAGCCGAAGCUGCGCCUCCCCGAGAAAAGCGGCCGCGGGACUGUCGGCAUGCUGCGGCAUCCACGGAGGACGCACCGGCUGCAAAGGUCGGCGGAGCACGCCCUGGAUCAGGCAGGCCAAAGGGAAGCUACGGCUGGAAGAGGGUUCGCGAGGCUGCGCAACAGCUCAAUGAUUAUAUCGAGCGAGGACAGCCCCAUUGUGCGCUGAUAGCCUCGCGCGAUCUUCCUGGAGAUAUGUUGGACGCAGUGAAGGAGGUGCACCAGCACCAAGAGGUCUGGGGACCAGCGUUCCUCAAGCGCCAGAGCAACAGGGGUGUGGGCAGGAAGGAGGCUCUUCGCAAGCUGGCGAAGCAUCGAUCGCAGCUGGAAAAGGCCGCCGCAGCAUCCGCUGCAUGUAGAUCGGGCUGGGAGCGGGGACAGGACUAUUUCCGCGCCGUCAUCAAGGAAUGCCAAUCCGCUGUGGCAGCCACGUCUGCUGGACUCAAUGAGUCUGUUCUCGUCUCGCACGCGCAAGCCGGCAGCCUGCAGUUCAAGGCCUUGGCUCUGAAAGCAGUGUACCACAAGCUGCUCAAGGGGGCGCCCAAGAGGCAAGCUUUCGAGGACACCGCGGAGUUUUUUGAAGUGGCGGACAGCACCCUCCGUGAGUGGGAGCUUUCCUACCGCACCAAGGGCCAUAUCCAGUACUGCUAUGGACCAGAAGGGGAAACACGAACGGCCGCAACUCGCAUGAACGCUGGGUACGGGGGGGUGAGGAAGGGUGCCCAGCUAGCUGCCCAGAACGCUACCACCCUGCUGGCAGACACGCCCAAGCUCAAGAAAGGGACGGUGCAGCACCUCACCUUUCAGGAGGGCGAGUGUCCUUUCUACGACCCGGAUGCCACCGAUCACAUUGGCAAGGUCAAGGGGCUAAAGCAAAUCCUGUUUGAGAGGGGGCUCUGGAAUGCGGACAUGAGCAUGAAAGGGAUCAGGAAAGGCCAACAGGAGUAUGACCCAGCGUUGUGUAUGCCGGCGGUGUUGGGUGCGCAGGAGGACUUCGCGAACGUCGAGCCUAGCCUAAUGGUGUUGGUGAAGCGCCAUGGAGGAGUAGCAAUUAUGCUCCCCAAGUUCCACUGCGAGAUCAACCCGAUAGAGCUUGUGUGGGGUAGAUCCAAGUAUUGGGUCCGGAAGCACUGCAAGUACACCAUCGCGUGCCUGCGGACCAACGUUUCUAAGAGCUACGCGGUGGCCGAAGACCGCCUGAGUCUAGCGAUUGUGCAAAAGUUCUGCAGGACGGUGGCCAACUUCAACGAGGUGUACCGCGACGGACUCAAGGGCGCGGAAGCAGUACAGAAGAGGGACACCUUCAAGUCUCACCGCAAGCCGGCUCCGUCAGAGUACAUUAAUCCCAAGUGAUGUACACGUUAUUCUGUAUUGUGGUGUUGAAGCGUACGUACGUAAGAUGUCCAUAUGGGUGGUGUGUUGUUGUCAGUGGCGUUGUUUCAGUGCAUGGUGUAAUGUUUUGUUCCCCCUUUUCGUUGUCGGGUUUUCGAUUAUCUUGACGGGUUUUCUGUGUGCUACAGUAUGUAUUGCUGUGCGUAUAACGUGCAGUAGUGGCAAAAGUGGGGAGUGCAACGUGUGUGGGUACCGUGGUGUCAUUGUACAGAAGGGCCUCCGGUCGAUUGAAGCAAUCAAGCAUACACGAGAAACAAGCCGGUGCGCAUGGCCCAAACUUCCUGUCCCGCCCCAGGAAGGCGCCAUAUACACAUACCAAGAUGUUUUUUUUUUUUUUUCAUGAGUAUCUUCGUUCUUCUCUACUCAAGCCCCGCCGAUACAAUGAAAAAAAAAAGAGGUACAGGGUGUUUUGAGUUCGUGGUUGCCGAAAUAUUAGAUCAAAAUUUAUCAUCCCCCCCCCCCCGAAAUGCCUUAAAAAUCCUAUACGAAAACCACAAAAUUCCAGGAACGCCUCAAAUCGAUUUGGUCCCUGAACAACUCUUGUGGCAAAUAGGAUGUAGAUCACUACUAAAAAAAAAAAAUUGAAAAAAGUGAAAAACUCGUGAAGUUAUGGCCGGUCA
Ectocarpus sp. CCAP 1310/34 is the source of this 2742-nucleotide messenger RNA. NCBI's taxonomy places the organism in Eukaryota, Phaeophyceae, Ectocarpales, Ectocarpaceae. The record is from the annotation of a GenBank genome assembly.